AUGGCCAUGGGCCUCGCGAUUCUCAAAGCGGAAAAGAAGCAGCGGCGCGCAGGCCUCAGUAUGCAAUAUCGAGUGGCGCGAGCGAUCUCCAGGACGAUCAUAGCUGUAGGCUCUGCAGGCGCCAUCGUCACGGCCUGUUGGCUACUCAAUCGCAUCCUUGACGGCAGCGAACACAAGCGCCUUGCAAACACCCCCACUUAUCUCGACGAGGACGAUGACGACGAUGACAAUUACGACGGAGCCGGCAGCUACCAGCAGCGGCAGCUUGAAGCAGAAGCCGACGACAGCUUCGCGCUCCUUCCCGUCGUGUCCGAGUCCGACGGCGAGUCUGAAGACGACGCCAUGGGCUACACUGGCGACUUCUUCACCCCUCGCUACGACGUCUGCAUGCUGGCCGUCAGCGUCCAGACACAAGUGGAUCCACUUUCAGAUGUUCCUCCCGCCGACUCGAGCGACUGCAGACUCUGCAGAGCUGCAACUGCAACAGGACAAGAUGUCGAAUUAGACGAGAAACCGAGGACGUUGUCGUUCUCGGAGACCGACAGCAGCAGCAACGGGAGUGCAUUGUCAACUGCGAGCAACUCGGUUGAUGGUCACGAGGAGGAGUCUUGGCAGCGCCGUGGAAGCUCGAGGACGGAGCAAUGGUUAUUGAGUAACCAGAUUAUUCCUAAAACGGGUAAGCCUUUGAACGAGCCUGUGUUCCAGUACGGCCCGUUCGUCAUGUCCUCGCGUGAAGGCAUUGAGCAGACGCUGUGGGACUAUGACCUGCGUGCAAACGGCUUUGAAGCUGCUCAUGGCUGGAAGUCUGGCAUCGCGCCUCACCACUGGAGCUGA
Messenger RNA from Phytophthora sojae, 834 nucleotides. RefSeq names its product pirin-like protein. The coding region runs from base 1 to 834 and encodes 277 amino acids. The transcript is spliced from 2 exons. The record is from RefSeq and is a predicted model, not a curated record. Lineage: Eukaryota; Oomycota; Peronosporomycetes; Peronosporales; Peronosporaceae.